AUGAGUCGCCUGUACAGCUACAUUUUCGGCAACCGCCACCAGCAGGAGAUGGAGUCGAGGCUCCAACUCUUGGAAAAGAAGCUGGAGGAGGCCGAGAUCAUGGGCAGAUAUCGGGACGCCAAGCUCAUCGCCCUCCUGGAUCGGACCGAGAGUCUGGAGACGGAGUUCAGAAGACUCAAGACGGCUUCUCUGCAGCAAACAACAGCUCUGGAGGAGCAGCUUGUUCAUGCUCGCCAGGCACGCUCAAACUCGAUCCUCCAUCCACUUCAGCCAAUCACAGACGCCGCGGAGGUGAAGCCGGCAAUAGCUUCAGCCGAUGUAUUUCUCUUCGACUAUCAAACGGCGCAGCCUGUCACUGUUCUCAAGUUCGUCGACUGCAUUCCUCCAGCUACGCUCGAACACAGCUCCGAGGCCUCGGCUACACAUCUCGACGAGCCUUUCUUGAAGAACAAGCUGAAAGGCAUUCUCGAGGCCUGUGGUUGGUCAGCUCCACCUGAUGCCUGGCUGUAUCGCUGCGACACCAUGAGCCGCAUUCACGAUUCGGAAGAGCUUGGCGUGAGCGCAAAAGACAUGUAUCAAAGCAACGGAAAGGGCCAGAUUGCUUAUUGCUUGUGCGACAGCGUCGGUCCGCAAGGUCCUAACACUGCUCUCCUCGGCAGUCUGGAAGUCCAGGACCCAGAGAAGCCUGGAUAA
Molecule: messenger RNA, 693 nt
Organism: Diplodia corticola
Lineage: Eukaryota; Fungi; Ascomycota; Dothideomycetes; Botryosphaeriales; Botryosphaeriaceae
Exons: 2
Coding region: 1-693 (230 amino acids)
Source: RefSeq, a predicted model, not a curated record